Molecule: messenger RNA, 2217 nt
Organism: Oxyura jamaicensis (ruddy duck)
Lineage: Eukaryota; Metazoa; Chordata; Aves; Anseriformes; Anatidae
Gene: CENPT
Product: centromere protein T
Exons: 13
Coding region: 335-1954 (539 amino acids)
Biological process (GO): chromosome segregation; kinetochore assembly; mitotic cell cycle
Cellular component (GO): kinetochore
Molecular function (GO): DNA binding; protein heterodimerization activity
Source: RefSeq, a predicted model, not a curated record
CGCCCGGGACACGUUCUUCAGCCAGAGGCGCCGCAGCUCCUCGUCCUUGGGGAAGGUGUAGAAGUGCAGCGCCUUGUCGCGGUGCGAGUUGUUGUAGCAGCCAGGCACGCAGCAGGGCGGGCUCGGCCCCGGGAAGGGCGACGCCGCCGCCAGGAGGGCCCCGCCGAAGCAGCGGCCAGCCGCCUUCCCCGAGCUGGACAACGCCACGCCGCGGGGCCUGCUGCGGAGGGUCAUCCAGAACCAACCACAAGUCUCACCUCUAGCACCUCAGGUAGCUGAACACAAAGAAACAGAAGAUGCUCAAUCAGAGCCCCCAUCCCGGAGGACUUCCAGCAUGGUGGAACUGCAACUGCCAGACCUUGUUCCUGAGGAUACAUCUAUCGCUACAUUCCGUAUGACUAGGAAGAGAAAGAAACUCAGCAUUUCUGAAUUUGAGAGAGCAGCAGACAAGCGACUUCCUCAGAACCAAGCCCAUUCAGCGCUGGACAGCACUUUGGCUCGAUCUCUUCACAUGUCGCUUGGUUCCGUGCUUGCACCAGACAGUGUUGAAAAGAAAGGCUUACUCCGGAGGCCAAAGAAUCGCAAACCUAUUGACAUUGCAGCUUUUGAAGGUGGAGUGGAACAGAACUUGCUGCAGAGAAAAGCACAGAACUAUCUUGUGGACUUGCAAACGGCAUCCACCAUUGAAGCAGCCACACUGACAAGCGAUGCAGAAAUCAUGCUGAAUAACACAGAGCUCUUUGUUCAACCUCAGCCUGGUGAACAGAACCAAAAGAAACCUCCUGCUCUUGAACCACAGCUGUCAGAAUCAAAAACCCCAGCGCAGAGAAGCAAGAUUUCUAAUGCGACUCAGGAGGAAGGAAAGCUUGUGGGCCGGGUAUCCAGUGUGGGCACAGAUGAGGGAAGGACCCAAAGAUACUCCGAGGAAGAGUUAAUAAAUGGUUAUGAUCACGUGGACAGCGUGACUCACGUAUCUCAGAAAACAUCUGCGAACCAGGGAGAAGAUGAGCAAGGUCAUUCCCGGCAGAGUGAGCCAAUGGAACAGCUUUCUGAUUCAGAAGAGGUGUCUGGCACUACGGAACAUCAUACAGAUGCUGGAUAUUCUGAACAUUUAGAGAAGAAACUGACAAAAAAAUCGGAAUCACAGAUAACUGUGACCCCAGAAGAAGGGGGAGUAGCAGAAGGCAGUGUUAAACACCAGGGGUCUCCCGAAGCUGAACAAGAGAUGGCCAGAAGCGCUAGAGCCAGCAGCUUGAGCAGGCAUUCUCGUGCUUUUUCCUCCUUUGAAAAAUCUGGGACAAAGCCAUUAAAAGAAGCUGUUGAGCAAGCAGAUGAACCAGAAGACAGAGCUGUCAUGGGAGAACUGGAUGGUCCCGAAGAAGAAUCUACUGAGGAUGAAGCUGAAACAGAAGGCCAGGAGAGUAAAGAGGGUUCCAUGAAGACACCCAUGUUUGUUCGUGCUGCAGCCUACAGUCCACUUCCCUUGCUGUCAACUCCACGUCCUGCAAAACCUGCUGCUCCUGAUUUCCAUCAAAGGUCUCCCCUGCAGCCACGGCGGGCUAAGCCUGUUCCAAAGAGCUCAGGAACGUCACAAGAGAAAAAGCGUGAGCCUGCACUAGCAAGCAGUUACAUAAAGCAGAUAUUUAGGCAUUAUGCAAAAAUGCCAGUGGCCAGAGAUGCCUACAAAAUUGUUGAAAAAUGUUGUGAGAAAUACUUCAAGCAUCUAAGCAAUGAUCUGGAAGCUUACGCCCACCACGCAGGGAGGAAGACAGUGGAGAUGGCUGACCUGGAACUCCUUAUGAGAAGACAAGGGCUGGUGACAGACAAGAUGCCGUUGCAUGUGCUGAUAGAGCGCUACCUCCCUCUGGAGUACAGGAAGCUGCUGAUUCCGGUUGCUGUGAGUGGAAAUAAAGUGAUCCCCAGCAAAUCAACGUGCCUCUCUGGCAGGUGGUGAGCCCUGUGGGUGGGAACACGACCUACUGGAAGAACAUAGCUUUAGGUUGUUCCAUGUAACUGCUCCAUGGGAUGGUUUUCCACAAGGAACUACUGGGGCAAUAAACAGCUGACGUUGUCUUGAACUUACUGACAUCGUGCUGUGGCUAUCAUGCCAGCCACUGGAUGUCACCAAUUACUAUUACAAGUAAUUUGACUAUCCUUUAGUUUUAUAUCUUAUGUUUGAGUAGUAAAUAAAUAAAAUGUGGUAUGUAUUCUGCGUGA